Messenger RNA from Trichogramma pretiosum, 4206 nucleotides. RefSeq names its product ecdysone receptor (gene Ecr). Lineage: Eukaryota; Metazoa; Arthropoda; Insecta; Hymenoptera; Trichogrammatidae. The transcript has 5 exons. The coding region runs from base 642 to 2354 and encodes 570 amino acids. Gene Ontology annotation, molecular function: nuclear receptor activity; ecdysone binding; zinc ion binding. Gene Ontology annotation, biological process: negative regulation of transcription by RNA polymerase II; positive regulation of transcription by RNA polymerase II; ecdysone receptor signaling pathway. The record is from RefSeq and is a predicted model, not a curated record. Gene Ontology annotation, cellular component: nucleus.
CUACUGAGUAUGUGACAGUAGAUCGAGGAGCUGCGCAAUCGAUUAAUGCGUCGGAUGAAGCAGGAGACCAGGCAAAAAAAUAGAUAGUAAGAGUAGCUACUGAUGAGACUGAGUAGUCUUAGUUAAUUUUGCAAGAGAGGAGACUAUAUCAAUAAUUUUCAGCUAAAGUGAGAGAAUAUCUAAAAAAGUGUUGGUGUAACAGCUCGUGCAAGAUCGUGCAGUGCAAAAACAUUUUCAUCAUUAGAGUGUGUGCAUGUGUGUAUACAUACACACUGUAUAUAUAUAUUUAUAAACAGCGAUCAAGUGAGAGCAAUAUGUGAAAAAUAUGUUUUAUUCGUGGCAAAAACGUUUCACAUAAUGAAGGAAUACUGAAAAUAAAAAUAUUGUAUCCAAACAUACUUUAGAUGUAUCUGUAUGCAUACAUGUAUACAUAUAUACAUAUACAUAUAUAUCCCUGACAGCGCCUUGGACAGCGCUUGACUGAGUGUAGCCGCCUUUUGUGCGAGCACCAAGGUCAAGGAGAGCGGCGCGCGCAGUCCAAGGCCGAAUUCGGCUUCCACAAAACUAUAACGCGACAGCAGACAAAGAUCUUUCGACAAACUAAGAAAUUUCUUAGUUGCACAAACGGCAUUUAGCUUGAAAUGCUCUCAACGGGCGUUGACCUAAUCAAGUCCAACUCCCAACUUGUUGCAGGAAUAACAGAUAGCACGAAUGUUGGUCUCCAGCGCAUGGUUGAAUCCACAACCAUGUUGCAAGACUCUAUUCAACCAAGACUACCUGUAGCUGGCAUUAAACGACGUUGGGGAGGCCGAAUUGUUGGCUCUACUUUACAACCUGACUCUUCAAACGCUGAAGUUACUAGUAGUGUGCUCUCACCAACACAUUAUCAACCUACUACUCCUGAAACUACGCAUAAUCCAGAAGCAGAAACAGCUAAUUUAUGGGACUUAGACUUACACAUACGAACUCCAAAUAACACAUACCAACAACAGCAGUUGCAAACGCUUCAUAAUGAGGUCACUUCUCCAUCCUGCGGUAGCAUCAUUGAAGGAAGAGAUGACUUAUCACCGCCAAGUUCAUUAAACGGCUACAAUAUGGAUAGCUGCGAUGCAAAAAGACGAAAAGGCCCUACGCCGCGCCAACAGGAGGAAUUAUGCCUUGUCUGCGGUGACCGUGCGUCGGGUUAUCAUUACAAUGCACUGACUUGCGAAGGCUGCAAAGGCUUCUUUCGACGUAGCAUUACUAAAAAUGCAGUGUAUCAGUGCAAAUAUGGAAAUAGUUGUGAGAUCGACAUGUACAUGCGACGGAAGUGUCAGGAGUGCCGGCUGAAAAAAUGCUUACACGUCGGUAUGCGCCCGGAGUGCGUCGUACCCGAGUUCCAGUGUGCCGUCAAACGCAAGGAGAAAAAGGCACAAAAGGUAGGCGACAAGGAUAAGCCCGUCAGCACAUCGAUGAAUGGUUCCCCAAAUGGGAACGAAGGUUCUAGCGGUGGUGGUGGAGGUGGUGCUGGCGGCGGCGGCGGUGGCGCGUUGAUUGGCCCCGAUGGUCAAAUCGGCCACGUUAAGACAGAACCUGCUGAGCCGGAAGCGUUCUCCCACUCCGAUCCUGGCACAAUCAGUAUUCCGUACAAUGGUCGUAAACACGUUAGUCCUGAACAAGAAGAACUGAUCAACAGAUUAGUUUUCUUUCAAGACGAAUUCGAAGCGCCUAAUGAAGAAGAUGUUAAACGCAUAACACAAUCCUCUGAAAAUGAAGAUCCAAGUGAUGUUCGAUUCAGACACAUUACCGAAAUUACGAUCUUGACGGUUCAACUUAUCGUAGAAUUUGCCAAACGACUUCCAGGCUUUGACAAGCUGCGUCACGAAGAUAAAAUAGUGUUGUUGAAAGCUUGCUCCAGUGAAGUUAUGAUUCUGCGAAUGGCAAGAAAGUACGACAAUCAAACCGACAGCAUCAUUUUUGCUAACAAUCAGGCGUACUCGCGCGACAGUUACACUCUUGCUGGAAUAGGAAACAUUAUUGACGAUCUACUGCAUUUCGGGAGACUUAUGUAUUCCAUGCAAGUCAACAACGCGGAAUAUGCUCUUCUCACUGCUAUUGUUAUAUUUUCCGAUCGACCCAAUGUCUCGGAAGGUUGGAAAGUAGAAAAGAUUCAAGAAAUUUAUCUAAAUGCAUUAAAAGCCUAUGUAGAAAGUUGGCGUAAACCUAAAGCUAGCGCAAUGUUCGCUAAACUAUUGUCAGUUCUUACAGAGUUACGCACCCUAGGCAACCAAAACAGUGAAACUUGUUCAAACCUUAAGCUUAAGAAUAAAAAGCUGCCACCCUUUCUUGCUGAAAUUUGGGAUGUUGCUUCCUAGUUGCUUUGGGCACUCUACUUUCUUUCACCUUAUCUCCUUGAUCUCUUCAUUCUUAUUAGUCUAUAUCCUUCCAAACUUUAGCAAGGACAAACUUUUGUAAAAGUGCACCAUUUAGUCACUGCCUUCUUUUUCUGGCGUCAUAUUGUAAAUUUGCUUUCAUCUUUAGUAUUUAGCUCCUUUAUUAACACAUUAUAGUUAAACUGUGAAUCGACUUAUUGCUAAGCAUGUAUAAAAUUGUUAUGUAGAAAAAAAGUUUGAGGCAGUGGAAACACUCAGGCUGUGAUAUGUAGAGACAGUACUGCAGAGACUAUUAAAAAAACAAACGUAUAGUCGAGUGUAUAAUUGUCAUUUAUAAGUUCAUAUUGUAUCUCACUGUAUCUUAAGCUUAGCACUAAACAAAUUUAGGACAAAAAAGAGUUUAUUAAAAGUCCUUUUUAUGUAAACAUGGAAAAAAAAUUAUAUUGAAUUUAUUUUUAGUCUGUAAACAAAUGUUUCAUUGUAAAAUUUUAUUUGAAAUCUAAUACAUUGGGUUUUUUUAAUUGUAGAAUUAGUUUCUAAGUACUAAGCUUGAGAUAAAAAAUAAGGUGAGCCACGAGCGCGCACACACAAACACACAGAGACACAGACACACACACAUAUUAUAUAUAUAUGUAUGUAAAAUUAUAAUUACAUAAAGAUGUAACAGAUAUAGUGAGGAUGUGUGUAAACUCAGCAUGACUUAUCUUUUUAUCAUUUGAAAAAAUCGUUUGAUGAUCAUGUCGUAUGCACUGCUAAAGUGUACUAAAUAGUCUUAAAAUAUUUACAUGCAUAAUGCAAUAGAUACAGUUUCUUGUAAGAAUAUUUAUUUCAUGAACAAGACAUGUGUGUUGAAUUUACCUACAAGUUAUACAAGUUGGAAAUGUGUAAAAGACUACAAACUAUAAGCACUGCUAAGCAGUUGCUUUAUCUUUCAAUCUAUGAAUAACAAUUUAUAUACUCAGGUGCACACAGACCAUGCUUUCACUAAAACAUACGAAUGUUAUAUUAAGAUGAAAAUCUGUCAAAUUGAAUUAUUCUAAGUAAUCCGGGUUCAAGUGCAAAAUUCUGUGCCUUUAGGAGCAGAAAUCGGCUUACUGACUCAACAGAAAAUAUACGUGAAUAUGUGAAUGUAUGUAUAUUAUGUAUAAAAAUUUAGCUGAAAAACUUGAAUUAAACCGUCCGCUUUAUUUUCUCAAUAAAAUAUAUCAACAAAACAAAAUUAUAUCAAUAUAUGCCAAAUUCAUUGCGAAUUUAACAAAUUGGAUGUUAAAAUUAUGUAUAAAUAGGCUAAUGUGUUCUUUGCUGUUGAAACAAUACAAAUAGAAGAGUAAAAGAUAAAUAAUAAUUGUAGUAUUGUGUAAACAAUUAUCAUUGAAUUCAUAAAUAAGGCAGUUAAAAUGACAAAAAUUCUUAAUUUCAAAUUUGUCUUUUGAUAAAGAAUUUCAAGAGCGCAACUCCAUCAGUGAAUUAAUUUACUAUGUUCGUAUUUAGGUGAGCUUCCGAUGGAUAUUUAACAAUAUUAAAUAAAAAUGCCUGGUUUAGGUUAUUCUAAUGCAAUAUAUUAGUGUAAUUUAUAAUUCAUCGAUUGAUGCAAAAUAUUCAGUAUUCUAUCUACUCAAGAUGACUACAGUUAACUGUUAAAAGGAUCUUACAUUAUUCAUAAUAAAGUAAUGUUUCCUGAAUCUACAGUACUAAUUAAAAUGUUGACAAACAAUUUUAAGACUGUUGUAAAAUGAAAUGAUUGAAUGAUAAUUUCAUUUAAUUUUUCAAGACAUGUAAACUUAGAGCUCACUCCUAAUAAUAAAUUAUUAAUGCAAUAGCUAUAUUAUCAACA